Messenger RNA from Caenorhabditis angaria, 522 nucleotides. The record is from the annotation of a GenBank genome assembly. NCBI's taxonomy places the organism in Eukaryota, Metazoa, Nematoda, Chromadorea, Rhabditida, Rhabditidae.
AUGAUAAAAUUACUGAUUGUCUUUGUGAUUGUUGCUAGUAUUUGUGGAAUUGAAGGCCGUCGUCAUCGUCAUCGAGAUGAGAAACUCAUCAAUGGAGGAAGUCUAGAUCUUUAUAGAACCGCUCCUGAAAUUUGUAAGCUUGAUUAUGAGACAAAUCGAAAACUCGAAGCCAUGUACAAUUUCUAUAAAAAUAUGUAUUAUGGAAUUGCUUGCGAUGAUAAAAUCCCAGAAGGCGAAUUGAUUCAGAAGUUUUUGAAUAGAGAACAUCUUGAAAAUCAAAAGGCUGAACUCGAGUUAGCCUUCAUACUUGAAAUGUGUUUAUUUGGAUCUGGCAAUUUCGCAGUUCGUAUGGAUGAUCUUAUAGAUGUAGCAUUAUUGACUAGAGAAGAAGAUCUUGACAAACUCCCAUUGAAAGUUCAACAAAUUCGAAGAUCAACGCAUCCAGGAAAAGUUGAGAAAAUUAUUGAACUACUUUCGACUGAUAUAGUGGCUUUGAGGGAUAUGUGGAUGGUUUAUUCGUGA